CUACAAUUCUUCCCGAAGGACAAGAGCUAAGAUGUUGUGUUGUUUGUGGCUGGUGGUGUUGGUGUUUGUGAGCAGCAACGGAGCUCAUGCGUUCACUGCCAACAUCAUUGCGGGCAGCAGCAGCAGCGGCAGCAGCAGCAGCAGCAACAACAAGUUUGGUAUUGGCCUUGUGAGUGAGGGCAACUCACGGCAGCUGGACCUCGCCCACCAACUUGCAGGCAGCGGAGGAUGGGUCCUGUUGACACUGGCCGGCAUUGAUUUGUCCACGACAGGCCCGCAGCCGUCUUGGGUCAAUUCCAUCAAGACGUUGCAAGGACUGAACAUGAACGUUGUGCUGCGCCUCAGCCCUCCUUGGGGCCAGUCCCAUUACAGGGACAUGAGUGACGAUGCGAACCACCACAACUACACGUCGCUUGCCGCGGCAUUUGUGCGCGUCGUCUCUCAGCUGCCGCGUUCCAGCAACGCACCGUUGUGGCUGCAAAUCGAAAACGAACCAGACCUGUGCUAUGAGUGGUACUGCGGGCAAGCUGGGCAGCCGCUGUCCUACACGGAGAUUGCCAGCGAGUUUGCUGCCUUCUAUCUCUACGUCGCUGCAGCCGUCAAAGCCAUCGGUGAUCCGAAUUUGAAGGUCGGGCCCGCGCCACUCGCCCCGGGUGGUGCUCUCAAGUGCGGCUGCUGUGGUUCACAGAGCUGCAGUGGAGACUCGCCCGGUAUCACUGGGCUUCAGUUCAUGGACGCCAUGACAGCUGCGUAUCCAAAAGUGUGGUCGUAUGCCGACUUUCUCGCCACACACUCGUAUCCGGCCUCUGGCAUUGGUUACAGCUUCAACGUUCCUUUCAGCCAGGCUGGCCCUGGUUUGACGUAUUAUCGACUUGAGCUCAAUCACACGCGCCCGGAUCUCCCCGUUCUCAUCACCGAAACGGGAUGGGCAUCGCACACACAAGGUUUGCCGCCGUGCUCCGAAGACAACAAGGCGGCGUGGACGGUGACGGCGUAUCAACAGCUCUGGCUCGCAGACGACCGCAUCUUGGGCGUCAUGCCGUUCAUGCUGCAGGAUGCAACGUGGGGAGACAAGGAUGGAUAUGCAUACGUGCUUACAAACGGGCAACAGCAGCCCGUGUUCACGCAAGUGCAGGCGCUCCGCUGUCAGUUGCAAAUCGACCCCUCGUCUUGUCCUUGAUCUGUCUGGGAGUGCGUGAGUAUGUGCGUGUUGCAUGUCUGUGUCUGUUUUUCUCUCCUCCCUCCCCCUCCCUGGUUCCCUCUCCCUGGCCCCCUUACUUCCCAUCCACCUGUCCAUGGUUUGUGCCGUGUUACCCGGCGUCAGUGUCUCGUGUCUCGCACACUUUACCGCUUGGCGAGACUGGGGUUUCAUUGGGAGAAUGUAACAAAAUGUGAUACAACCCAGUUGCUCAG
Messenger RNA from Salpingoeca rosetta, 1413 nucleotides. RefSeq lists its product as uncharacterized. The coding region runs from base 32 to 1180 and encodes 382 amino acids. The record is from RefSeq and is a predicted model, not a curated record. The transcript is spliced from 9 exons. Gene Ontology annotation, molecular function: hydrolase activity, hydrolyzing O-glycosyl compounds. NCBI's taxonomy places the organism in Eukaryota, Choanoflagellata, Craspedida, Salpingoecidae.